Caenorhabditis remanei is the source of this 1260-nucleotide messenger RNA. RefSeq lists its product as uncharacterized. The coding region runs from base 1 to 1260 and encodes 419 amino acids. The record is from RefSeq and is a predicted model, not a curated record. The transcript has 7 exons. NCBI's taxonomy places the organism in Eukaryota, Metazoa, Nematoda, Chromadorea, Rhabditida, Rhabditidae.
AUGAUUGUAAAGUUCGGCCUGGAUACGCAAUGGUGUACUGUAGAAAAACUUGUGGGAAUUGCGUUGGUGAACUUCUGCGAAGACUCAAAAUUCAUAACAUGCAGCUCUGAAAGGAAAAAAGAUUGUGAUGAGAUGCUCUCAGAUUACUGUCCGAAACUUUGUGGAAAAUGUUAUUCCAAAUCAAAACCAGAUGCAAAAAGAAUAAAAACCAUUCCAGUCACUCAAUUCUUUAAAAACCCAGCCACUAGCACAACGACUACAACAACACGAAGUCCUUCGAUCCGAUUAAAACAACCUAGAAUGUUGCCAAAUGGAACAUUCAUCAAUCCACCAUUACCAAAAUAUGAAAAACUUGAUGACACAACAUUCACAAUUCCCGAACAUCCAACAGUCAUAGACUAUCCGAUUGCUCAUAUGGAGGAGUUGAUUCCCGAGCCACAGAGAAUCUGGCCAGAACCCGAACCUGUUAGGAUUCAACCUAUUAAUGUUUACAGUCCGUACGCAUUUGUUCCAUUACAGCAACACUCUCCAAAUCAAUAUUCACCGUGGUCUCAGUCUCUCGGUCUCACUUCUUCUCUCGAUACUUCUCGUCGAGCCCCUCAGAACUACUACUCAUCAUACUCCCAAUACCCUCAAUAUCCUGAUGAGAAAAUGAAUUCGAUUGCUCCAUCGAGUCCUCCUGCAACACCUUUCGAGAACCCGAUGCAACUAGUUGAGCCGUUCCUAGCACCAGGACAACCAGAUCUCAGUCCAAAGUCUAUGUCUUCUUUAAUUAAUCUUCUUGGUUGUAAAGACAAAGAUGAUAUGAUUUGUAAGCACGUGACAGCUGAUACAUGUCUCUCUCGACCUGGUUAUUAUCUGAAACUGUGUCCGGUUACGUGCAAAAAUUGCAGCGGUUAUCAAUGUAUCGAUUCAAUUAAGAUAGAUUGUGCAGAAGUGAAGGCUCAAGGAGCAUGCAAGCUGUCAGUCGCCAGUGAAUAUUGUCCAAGAACUUGUGAAUACUGUAAUCCUCCGAGUGAUUUGGCACAGACUAUGUCUGAUUGUAAAGAUGAGUUGGAUACGUGUGAACAGUUGGCUGAAAGUGGAGCUUGCCAACAUGAUUUCAGUAAAUCCGCUCUCCGUCUGUACUGUGCAAAAAGUUGUGGAUUCUGCAAGAUUCCUCAAUUCUAUUUUUCUGAUUCUCCUCUCAUGGCUUCAGUGGUCUCUACACGAAAACUGAUGAAGAAUUCAAUGAAUCGAAGAGAUCGAUUCUUGGGAUAA